Messenger RNA from Acanthochromis polyacanthus (spiny chromis), 541 nucleotides. Its product is annotated as adenylate cyclase type 1-like. Bases 29 to 526 code for a protein of 165 amino acids. Lineage: Eukaryota; Metazoa; Chordata; Actinopteri; Pomacentridae. Gene Ontology annotation, biological process: adenylate cyclase-activating G protein-coupled receptor signaling pathway; cAMP biosynthetic process; intracellular signal transduction. The record is from RefSeq and is a predicted model, not a curated record. Gene Ontology annotation, molecular function: adenylate cyclase activity. The transcript is spliced from 3 exons.
GGUGGAGGCGACAGAGGUGGAUCUGAACAUGCGUGUGGGUCUGCACACAGGACGGGUGCUGUGUGGCGUGCUUGGCCUCAGGAAAUGGCAGUAUGACGUCUGGUCAAACGAUGUCACACUGGCAAAUGUGAUGGAGGCCGGAGGGCUGCCUGGCAAGGUGCACAUCACAAGGACCACCCUGGAGUGUCUGAACGGAGACUACGAGGUGGAACCGGGCUUUGGCCACGAGAGACAUGCAUUUCUACAGAAGCAUCACAUAGAGACAUUCUUCAUCGUGCCAUCACACAGACGCAAAAUCUUCCCUGGUCUUAUUUUAUCAGACAUCAAACCAGCCAAGAGGAUGAAGUUUAAGACGGUGUGCUACCUGCUGGUGCAGCUCAUGCACUGUAGAAAGAUGUUCAAGGCUGAGAUCCCCUUCUCUAACGUCAUGACCUGCGAGGAUGACGACAAGGUAUGUGACGUGCUGAAGCAAACAGCUGUGUGUCCUUGCUUGCAUGCAUGUGUUUACCAGUACUGUACAAAGUAGAUAUGAACAUUUCUG